Messenger RNA from Bipolaris oryzae ATCC 44560, 1539 nucleotides. RefSeq lists its product as uncharacterized. The transcript has 4 exons. NCBI's taxonomy places the organism in Eukaryota, Fungi, Ascomycota, Dothideomycetes, Pleosporales, Pleosporaceae. The record is from RefSeq and is a predicted model, not a curated record. The coding region runs from base 1 to 1539 and encodes 512 amino acids.
AUGAAAGAAUUAGAAGAAAACAUGGAAGUGUAUGCCGACACCGGAGCUCAAGCAAACGUCACUCCUACUCGAUCUACUGAACCAAUGCAGACUGAUGAUAAGCCAAAGAAUAUAAAACAAGAGUUUGAAGGAGAAUCGAAACCAUCGACUGGUGAACUUAUAGACGAUCUUAGUAUGAAAUGGGACAUCGAUCUUAAUGAUUCUUAUGGUGAAUCUUCACUGCAGAAUCUCCCUAAAGACGCGUUUGGCCAUAUUGUGAGAAACUCUCGCACUCGCUACUGCAUCAGAUAUGGUUCUCAAGAUGCUCGGAGCGCUCGUUUUGAAUCAAUUCUUCCAAAUGGGUCCAACUAUACGACACAAAGAGAUGUUACCCAGGGUAGCAAUCGCAUUGUUGAGAAGAUUGUGCAACACCAUAGAGAUACAAGAACAUCGCUUCCUAUGAAUAUACUUAGCCAAGUAAGAAUUCUGGUAGUGUACUGGGACUCCAAAAUGGGUGUUGGACACGACGCCGAAGUUGAGGUACUGGCUCCUAAUUUCGAAGGAAGACGGCCACACACCCGCUGCUUCAUCUACCUGGAUCCCAAUUCCUAUUCACAAUAUAAACUUCCUAAUAUAACAGGAUAUAGCCAUGAAACCAGGUCAACAAUAAAACUUCUCCUUCAAGGAAAUAAUGAUCGACAAAAAUCUAUCGCUCUUCACAACAUUGCUGUCGAUCUUGAAAAUAAGUUUGAGGAAAGGUGGAUGAGCAAUAUUCCAGGCCGACCCGGGCCACUCCAAAAGCUGAUGAAUGAGAGAAAAGCGGUACCCCGCCGGAAUAAAUCGUCGAGUGGCACUACUGAACUAUCGGCAAACCCGACGCUCUCGAAACCUCCGGUCCCACCCAAUCAGUCUACACCUCUACAAAAAAUACCACAAGAACAGACCCCUGUCAUAGUAAAGCCAGGCAUACCCCUACGAGAACGGUUUCACAAAGACUUUUUAGAACUUUUUGAGCUAGCGGAAAACACUACAAUAUGCUAUAUUUAUUAUUUUCUUUUUGGAGAUGAAAUUGCAGUUUUUCCAUCAGGUUUUCAAAUGAUUGCAGGUGAUGCAAGCAAGAAAAAUGACUUUAGCCCCCCUUCAGACAAACCACAAUCUUUGUGGGGUCCGGAAGAGAAAACACCAAAUGCACUCGCUAGAAAGGCUAUCGGGUUUAACUGCCUGAACUACAGUGGCAAUGCCGAAGGGUCUUUAACUCGUCAUUUACUUCCAAAUAAGACAUUCAUCGAUUCAAACUGCGCCGAUGGCCUUCGCCUUGAGCUAAUGUUUCCGUCAUGUUGGAAUGGCGUUUCUCUCGAUGCUAACGACCAUAAGUCGCAUGUAGCCUAUCCAGAUCUCGUUAUGGAAGGCACAUGUCCUGCAGAUUAUGGAACUCGAAUUCCAGCUCUGUUUUUUGAAACAAUUUGGGACACCUCUGUCUUCCGUGAUAUCCCUGGGCAUUUUCUACUUAGUAACGGUGACCAGGCUGGUAAGGAUAGCUGUUUUCUCAUAGAAUUUUGA